CGACGCUAACGGGCUGGCACUCGCGGUCCCACGUUGGCUCAGGGACACCCUUUCGGGGGCGUGUCCUCCCAGUUCUAGAGGUUCCCAGAGAAGAGGAGGUGCUCACUAACCAGGCAGCUCGCCCAGACUCCGGGCAGUGAGAGGAAGGGAGCGCCGGCCGCGGGAGCGGGAUGGAGACCAGCAGCCCGCCGCUCCCGCGGUCCAGCCCCAACCUGGGGCUGAGCCUGGACGCCCGGCUGGGCGUGGACACGCGCCUCUGGGCCAAGGUGCUGUUCACCGCGCUGUACGCACUGAUCUGGGCGCUGGGCGCGGCGGGCAAUGCGCUGUCCGUGCACGUGGUGCUGAAGGCGCGGACCGGGCGCGCUGGGCGCCUGCGCUACCACGUGCUCAGCCUGGCGCUCUCAGGCCUGCUGCUGCUGGUGGUCGGCGUGCCGGUGGAGCUCUACAGCUUCGUGUGGUUCCACUACCCCUGGGUCUUCGGCGACCUGGGCUGCCGCGGCUACUACUUCGUGCGCGAGCUGUGCGCCUACGCCACGGUGCUGAGCGUGACCGGCCUGAGCGCCGAGCGCUGCCUGGCCGUGUGCCAGCCCUUGCGUGCCCGCAGCCUGCUGACGCCGCGCCGGACCCGGUGGCUGGUGGCGCUCUUGUGGGCCGCCUCGCUUGGCCUCGCCCUGCCCAUGGCCCUCAUCAUGGGGCAGAAGCACGAGCUGGAGACGGCGGGCGGCGAGCCGGAGCCGGCCUCGCGCGUGUGCACCGUGCUGGUGAGCCGCACCGCGCUCCAAGUCUUCAUCCAGGUGAAUGUGCUGGUGUCCUUCGUGCUCCCCUUGGCACUAACUGCUUUCCUGAAUGGGGUCAAAUGUGUUUGCUUUCUCCUGGCGCUGUCUCUCGCUCUCCCAUGCUCUGCAGGAGCCAUCGUGGCCAUGUAUGUCAUCUGCUGGCUGCCGUACCAUGCCCGCAGGCUCAUGUACUGCUACGUCCCUGAUGACGCGUGGACUGACCCACUGUACAAUUUCUACCACUACUUCUACAUGGUGACCAACACACUUUUCUACGUCAGCUCAGCGGUGACUCCUCUCCUCUACAGCGUCGUGUCCUCCUCCUUCAGAAAGCUCUUCCUGGAGGCCCUCAGCUCCCUGUGUGGAGAACACCACCCCCAUGGAGCGGUUACCCCCUGAAGCCCCACAGUCCCACCCUAAUGGAUACAGCUGCAGGCUUUGGGGAUCCCCCAGAAACCCUGACCCGAAUGUCUUACAAAAAUGAACAGAACAAGCAGAAUGACCAGUUGCUUAAUCAUCUGGCAAAGCAGGUGAGCAGCCUUAUCACUAAUCAUUCAAGCUUUGCAGCCAGGGCGACUUCCACCAACCCCAGCUCUGCUGAGAACCAUCAAGUGCAGGGAAGCCACGUGACCCCUCCUAGCCUCAGGCUCCCUCAUCUGUGUAGUGGAGAUAAAGAACAGCACUCAUCUCUUAGUGUUGUCUGAGACUAAAGUGCUUAGCACACAGCCUGGUGCAUAGUAGAUGCUCAAUAAAUUUUUGCUGGCACGA
Messenger RNA from Mandrillus leucophaeus (drill), 1544 nucleotides. It is a transcript of the gene NTSR2, whose product is annotated as neurotensin receptor 2. The record is from RefSeq and is a predicted model, not a curated record. Gene Ontology annotation, cellular component: plasma membrane. Gene Ontology annotation, biological process: neuropeptide signaling pathway. NCBI's taxonomy places the organism in Eukaryota, Metazoa, Chordata, Mammalia, Primates, Cercopithecidae. The transcript is spliced from 4 exons. Gene Ontology annotation, molecular function: G protein-coupled neurotensin receptor activity. Bases 171 to 1175 code for a protein of 334 amino acids.